GGCGGGGCAGGGCCGUGGGGCCGGCGCGGAGCGGCACGGUACGGCGCGGUGCGGAGCGGAGCGGCAGGGCAGGUAGCAGCGGGGAGGAACGGGCCGGCGCGGCCAUGGGGAAGGUGCAGCUGUUCGAGAUCCGCCUGGGAGAGAGCCGCGUCAUCUACAGCCCCGGCGAGCCGCUGGCCGGCACCGUCACCGUGCGGCUUUCGGGCUCGCUGCAGUACCGAGCCAUCAAGGUGAGCUGCGUUGGAUUCUGUGGGGUGUCAAACAAGAUCAAUGACACUGCCUGGACCGUGGAGGAGCAGUACUUCAACAGCACGCUAUCUUUGGCAGACAAAGGAGUCCUUUCAGCUGGGGAGCACAACUUUUCCUUCCAGUUCCUGCUGCCAGCCUCUGCUCCUACAUCAUUUGAAGGUCCUUUUGGCAAGGUUCUCCAUCAGGUGAAGGCUGUGAUAGACACACCUCGCUUCUCCAAGGACUACAAGUGCAACAAGAUCUUUUAUGUUCUCUGCCCUCUCAACUUGAAUGACAUCCUUGAUAUUGAGCAGCCCAACACUAUGUCCGUUACCAAGAAGUUCAACUACAAGCUCGUGAAAAGUGGCAAUGUUAUCCUGACAGCCACCUCAGAUCUGAAGGGGUACAUUGUGGGGCAAGUGAUCCAGCUCCGCACAGACAUAGAGAACAAGUCAGGUCGGGACACCGGGGCUGUGGUAGCCAGCCUACUCCAGAAAGUGGCUUACAAAUCCAAGCGUUGGAUUUACGACCUGAGGACCAUCGCAGAGGUGGAAGGUUCAGGAGUAAAAGCCUGGAAACAUGCAGAAUGGAAGGAGCAGAUCCUUGUUCCAGCACUGCCCCAGUCCAUUCUGCAGGGCUGUAGCCUCAUACAUAUCGAUUACUAUAUCCAGGUUUCCCUCAAGUCACCAGAGGUUUCGGUCACCCUUCCCAUUUAUAUCGGCAACAUUGCAGUGAACAGGGUCCCCCUGAGCCCUUCCCGGUCUGUCCAGCACCUACCAUCUGCAGUGGUACCCAGUGCCCCCCCGGAGGAAGAGGAGGCUGCCGGCGGUUAUCACCCCAUGGACAAUGUCUUGAUCCCCACCAAAAGCCAUUCCCAGCAGCAGCCAUUUAGCUACGCCCCAGGACUGAGCUUCCAGGAAGCGGACUCGGAGCAGACAGGCUCCCCAAAUCACCCCACCCUCUGCCUCUCGACGGGAGCCACCGUCCCUUACUACGCCGAGGGAAACGUGGUGCCCGUGCCCACUGCUAGCUCGCUCAUUUUGCCUCCAGAAUACAGCACGUGGGGCUACCCAUACGAGGCACCUCCAUCCUAUGAGCAGAGCUGCAGCAGUGCCAACUCCAGCAUCAGCAAUGGCAACUAGCCUCCCCUGCUCCGCAUCCCGUCGGCGCGAUGGUUCACCGGCCUGCUGCGAAGUCUGGUACAGCACAAGGCGUCCUUUUAUCUCUGUGGCUGCUUGGCAGAGUAGAUGGCACAUCCUGGCCUGGGCUUUUUAAGUCUCUUUCUUGGGAGGGGGAAGAAAAAAGGGCAGCCAGGGCAGCCCGUGUUGUGUGUGGGAGAAGUCUGAACCAUCCCCUUCUGCUGCACCAAAAGCUGGAAGAUCUGGUCUUGCCCCGGGGAUGCCCUCUGCAGCAGCCUGUAUUUGAAGUACUGUAGUCACCACUAACUGCUUUACUAUCAAAGCACCUCCGAUGCCUUAUCUGAAAUGCUCCUGACUUGGCAUGUCUCCACUGUAAGUGAAGGCUGGGCUGUGUGAACUUUCUCUUCUCUUUUGUGGGCUGUGUGUGCUCUCCAGAAAUGCUUCUGACAGCCCUUCCUCCUCAUCCCCAUAGGUCCCAGGGGUAGCUGAAACAGGGGCUUUCUUGGAGUAGGCAGGGUUGGAAGGUCAGGGACUCUUGCCAAGCCAAAAGCACAAGCCCUCGCUGUACCUGCGUGGUGGGAUGAGUGACUGGCAGCCUUUGGUCCCCGGGCAGUGGCCUGGACCGCCGCCUGCUUGUGCUGAGUGGAGAGCAGGCUCUGUCAGCAGGGAGCCUUUUUAACGAGGAUAACUUUCUAGAGACAGACCAUCCUUGCUUGCUGCUAGGAUGACCAGCGCUUGUCAAUCUGUACAGGGGACACCAGCUCCCGUGCCCCAUCUCCUGCUCCUGCAGGGCACCCUCUCCAUCCCAGCUGUCGCGGCCUUAGGCAGGCCAGAAUUACACGACAAUCAAGUUACAGAAGUGUGUCCGAUGCUACCUCUGCGUCUGCCCAAGGACUCUGCCCGUGGAAGCCCCAUCCUUGGUGAUGCCCCCCUGUCCAGGCUCAGCCUGGCACUGUGCUCCCCGGUACCACACCAGCACGGGGGGCUGCACAGCCUGGGGACGGCCGGUACUGCUGUGCUGCUCCUCUCCUGAGCCACUGCAGGGUGCAGAACGGAGAGAGUGGGAACACAAACUGCUGUGCUUCAUCUGCAGCCUCUGCUGGACCUGGUGGGUCAGGGGAGGAAGCUGGGAUACUGAAAGCAACGGUUUUUUUGGUUUUUGUUUUCUUCCUGUUGUUUUAUUUCCUUGUUUAGCUUUUUAGCAUUGACUGCCCAAGCUGAGGAAACCAAACAGGGGACACAGAGCUGCGGGCGUCCGGCCAGGGCUGCCAUUGCAGACUGCACCUUUGGCACCUCUGAGAAUUGGUCCCGCACUUCCUCACGCUGGGCAGGCAAUACCUAACAAACCUCCUAGGAGCUGUGCUGCCUCACACCCCCGGCCGGCUGCUGGGGACGAGCCCUGCUUUGCACUCUUCCUUUGCGAAACCCUUUUUGUUUUAUUUUGUUUUAAAAGUGUUGAAUUGCUUUAAGGGUAGAGUAGAGAAGGUGCCGUUCUGAGCAGCGCCGGCACAACAUAUACCCGUGUUGAUAGAAUGAUUGUCAUUGUCCUUAAAUAUAUAUAUAUAUAUAUAUAUAUAUGAGACAAAGUUUUGUUUUUAAUGAUCGAAUUCAUAAAUACAAAUUUUAAUGCUGUAUUUAAUAAAUUAUUCCAGGAGAA
Messenger RNA from Gallus gallus (chicken), 3024 nucleotides. RefSeq names its product arrestin domain containing 1 (gene ARRDC1). Gene Ontology annotation, cellular component: cytoplasm. The transcript is spliced from 8 exons. Bases 105 to 1370 code for a protein of 421 amino acids. The record is from RefSeq and is marked provisional. Gene Ontology annotation, molecular function: ubiquitin-like ligase-substrate adaptor activity; ubiquitin protein ligase binding. Gene Ontology annotation, biological process: protein transport. NCBI's taxonomy places the organism in Eukaryota, Metazoa, Chordata, Aves, Galliformes, Phasianidae.